Molecule: messenger RNA, 11137 nt
Organism: Paramuricea clavata
Lineage: Eukaryota; Metazoa; Cnidaria; Anthozoa; Malacalcyonacea; Plexauridae
Source: the annotation of a GenBank genome assembly
UGGAAAUAUAUUAUAAAAACAUAUUUUGAUGUUUUUAGAUAGUCGAUGUGAACUUGACCAGUGAGACAAAAGCCAAACUUACGGUUGGGAGUAAAAUGAUGUUUACUUACGAGGUUCGUACUGGUACACUUAAUGGUACUCAUAUAUACCAAGAUGACUGUGUAAUGUAUUUUUCUUACAUGUAAACUACGUGAAGCGUUCCUCUUUUGCGUUUCUAAAUUGAUUGUAAUUUUUCUCAUUACCUUUGCAAUUUAGAAAACUCCCUUGCAAAUCACUUGAGGGAAUUUGCAAUGUUGCUAAAAGCCGAAUAAAUUUUCCUCAGUUCCUGUUAGAAGUUCUUCACUUCCCGUUAGAAGUUCUUCACUUCCCGUUACAAGUUCCUAACUUCCUGUUCUGUGCGUUGCAAUUGGCUAACAAAAAUAAUCCACCAAUGACAACGCUCAGAACAGAACAGGAAGUCAGGAAAUUAAAACAGGAAGUUAGGAAAAUUUAAAAAUGUUUUUUUCAUUGGAAUAUUGCAACAGCUGAUAGGAACAUUGCAAAUUCCCUCAAGGGAUUUGCAAAGAGUUUUUCAAAUUUGCAAAGCUAAUGAGGAAAAUUCCAAAUGAGUUAGGAAGUCAAAAGAGGAACGCUUCACGUAGUUUACCUGUAAUUAAUGCGCCAUUUUAUUUAACAAUUUUAUAUAUUUUACACAUGAACAAGCCAAUUGCCCAAUUCUAUACAUGGUUGUAUUUGCGACAUUAAUACUGCGUACAUUUAAGACAGGUUCCAUUCAGCCAUAACUGUUGUGACAAAGUCAUGUUCGACGAUGUGAAAUAUAGACAUUGAAGGUGGACUUGAAUGACUUAGAUUCUUGCACUUCACUUGGUGGAAUUAAUAUUAGACCCUAACAACUUGGUGGAAUUAGUAUUAAACCCUAACAUCCUAAUAGACAUUGAAGGAACUAGAAUGAGUUCCAAAAUAUCACCUACUCGAACCGACUUGACCUCGUAGCUCAGUUAGUAGAGCGUUGAACUAGGCCAAAAAAAAAAUAUGUGGGUUUCCGGUUUCUUCUUAUAAAAACUUAGGUAGGGUAGGUCGGUUUUAACUUCUUUUUUUUUAAACUUUUUUUUAAUUUUCCGAACAAGCGGACGCCAUUUUGUUCAGUCAGUGCUUCCACAUCCAAAGAUAAAUUUCCCUAAUAUUGCCUCAAAUUUCAAUUUUCCACAAACUUUUUUCUCUAAGUGGAAACACUUACAACCAUGAUCCAAUAAAAAAGUUUAGGGUCGGGAUUUCGACGUCCAAAAGCUAGGUAGGGUCGGGAAACCGGAAACCCACAUAUUUUUUUUUUUUGCCCUACCAAGCUAAAUGUUGCGGGUUCGAUUUCCACCGCGGGCAAGUUACUUUUCAGCUUGCCCGGAGAGGACACUCUCAGAGUAAGACAACAGCAAAAAAUUGCACACUUGAGUUCAACACCACAACCAGCAGAUGUGAAAUAUACACCAGUAUGUAGUCUGGAUGCAUAAUUUACAUUUUUAUGUGUGUUGUACUGGCCCGUACAGUACAUGUAUCCAAAUCUGUCUCGUAUUAUAUCGACCACCUUGACAUGUCCACGACAGUUGCGACUAAAUAGAAACUCAGACUUAAGAGCACACAACAUUCACAUUGUGUUUGAGAUAACCAUAAAAGUAAUGUACAGCUUCAGUUCAUUUUCAUUAAAUUGUUCAUUCUUCAAUACCAGGUGACAUGGAAGCCUUCAACUACUCUUUUCAGCAAGCGAUAUGACAAGUACCUUGAUCCAAAUUUCUUUCAACACAGAGUAAGAUAAAGUUUACUUCAUUGUAUUUAAUCACUAAAGGUUUUAAUAAGGCACUAGAAAUGGUAUUGGUAUGUAUUUUCUAACUGGGUAGUUUACCAAACGUUGUAAUUUGCUCUGGUUUUGAAUAUUUAUGUGUUUUUAGAUCCAUUGGUUUUCAAUCUUUAAUUCAUUUAUGAUGGUUAUCUUCCUGGUUGGUUUAGUCAGUAUGAUCUUAAUGCGUACUUUGAGAAAAGAUUACGCUCGAUACAGUAAAGAAGAUGAUUUAGAUGAUAUGGUACGUAACUGUGAUGUUAGUCUAUCUGGCAUUUUGUACUUUAGUCGCAUGCAUGAUCUGGUGUACAGUUGGUGUUUACCAGAUCAGAUGGUGUAUAAAUUAGCGUGAGGCGGUUUCUACAAAAAAACGAAAACCGACUCACAAACCAAAAAAAAACAAACGAGUGAACCGGGUUUUUAUAAAAAUACGUUCGAAAAUCGAAACUACGGUAAAAAAAAGACACAACACGCUACUCAGUACUCACGCAAGAUAUUAAACGUAAGGUAUUUUGAAGACGUUAUCAAAUUUCAAACAAAAUCUCUUUACUUUUUCGUGUGUAAAUGCCAAAACUUGAUUCAUUUGCAACAAACUCGUAUAAGUAUGGUUCGAUUUUAGUAAAAUACCGAUUUUUCUUCGUUUUCCCCCCGGUUUUUUCGGUUUUUCUCCAAAAGUAACAUCGAGUAUUUCGGUUUUCAAAAAACAUCGAUUUUUUCGGUUUACCGAAUGUAUAAAUAAACAUUCCAUUGCUUUACCAGACCAUAGAAGUUAAUAAUAUCCAUGCAUGAUACGUUUCCUGUCCAAUUUCGUGUUGAAGAACACCAUGGAUAUACUAUAUGAUAACAUGAAGUAUCUUUGUAUGAUAUGUCUCCUGGAAAGUGUACUUUAGCGGCAAUGGUUUGGAACAAGUGCACUUUAUUGGACCCCCUGUGUAAAUAACGUCUUCGUGUACUCGUUAACGCCCCGUUGUCAGAUGAAUUCGGAACCGUCUCGUGAUUAAUCCAGUUCCGUGUGAACAUGUGGAACCGGACGAAUUUUUAAGUUCAGUUCCGAUUUCAUCCAACCCCGUGGGAAAUCCGAAAUGCGUACAUUGUAUUCACAUAUACUAUCUAUUAUGAUGCAUUUCACAGUAAAAACAAAGCAGUACUGGUAGGGACAAUGUGCCAUUAUCAGGGUGUUAGCUACAGUCAAAAAUUCCGCGUUAAACGCGGUUUUCCCAAUUACCUUGAGGUCGCAAUUUCCCAAUUUGGGUCAGCCAAAAAAUAGCAUAAAAAUUGAAUUAUUUUUUUCACAUCUGACAAUAAUACCGUAUCUUGCCGUCCAUCUUGCCGUCGCCCAAAAAAAAUUUUUCCGAGAAAAAAUUUUAAAAUAAAUUUCCCAAUUUCAGGUAAACGCGGAUUUUUUUUACUUCUGGCUAACGUCCUGAUUAUGUUGUUUGUUGAGUAGACUGCAUGUAUUUCUUCAACAGGAACGUGAUUUGGGAGAUGAAUAUGGUUGGAAACAAGUGCAUGGUGAUGUUUUCCGUUCAGCAUCCUACCCAUUAUUGUUCUCCUCCCUGGUUGGCUCUGGUUAUCAACUGGCUGUUGUUGGAUUUCUUGUCAUCAUUAUGUCUAUCAUUGGUGAUCUUUACACAGAGUAUGUAACCAUUUCACAAUAUUUGUCUCUGAUGACAUGUUCCUUGGUUCGAUACAGACUCAGGCCUUAAAUUAUCGGUCGGUCACGGACAUUGUCCGACCCAUUCGUGAAAUUGUCCGACGUAUAGAGGAAACCACCGGACAUUCUGUCCGACCAAAGUGAAACUGAGGUUUAUUGUUUGUCCGACCUGAGUGUAUUGGUGUCAGACCGAACUGUAGUUUUGUCCGACGUAAAUCAAAAUGUACCCUAGCCCAGGACUAGAGGCUUGUAUGUUAAAUGGAAAAUCAGAGUACUGUUGUAUAAAAUGUGAACUGCAUGGAAAUGUUGUUUUAACGUAGUCGCGCGCGGGCUUGGAAAUAAGUAUGAAAGAAACAAAUUAUUUACUAUUUUUACAAUAUUUACCGCUUAGAAUUAAUACAUUGUGCUGAUAUUCAUUUGUGUCAUUCAGACUUAUUUCCGAGUCAAAACUGAACUGAAGGUCAUCGGACAUAUGUCCGACCCAAACUCAACGUCAUCGGACAUUUUGUCAGACGGCCCUGUAAAAGAUAUUUUAAGGCCUGCACAGAAAAUUGUCGCAUUAACGUCAUACUGAAUCGAGCAUUUAUGCGAUUAACUGGCCAGAAUCUCGAAGGUACAGGCCAACUCCAAAAAUCAUGUGGGUGUAGUGAAGUUACAUGUACUGGCUGGAGUAACUGGUCUGGAGUUACUGCACGGCUGGCAACUUGAAAAUCCUUGACUAUACCUACACAACUUUUUCCUAAUCCUUAUUUUUUCUUACAGACGUGGAUCGAUAUUGACGACCUCCAUAUUUGUUUAUGCCGCCACAGCUCCGGUGAAUGGAUACUUUGGAGGAUCAUUAUAUUCCAGGCAAAGUGGUAGGAAUUUACUACGAAUGAUACCAAUGUGUGUUAAUGACGAAACUUUUACUUCGUUUUCCAUUCAUGAUAUUUUUGCACUCCAGCCACUAAUCUCAUGGACUAUGAGAUCAGUGACUACAGCGCCCAUAUUUUUAACGCCCAUCAAUGAGUCUAAACGUUUAGCGUACAGAUAUUGAUAGCUUUGAAUUUUUACUUUCUAUUCUCGUUAAACAAAAAGUACCUUUCAUUGUCUAAAUAAUCACCUAAUUCACCUUUAACAUUCCAUCCUUGAAAACGAAAUUACUGUAGAAACAGUCUCUUUGCACCGAAAAUUCCAAAUACCAGUGUCUUUUAUGGAGCAAGUACAAAGUGUACAGAAUUAGCCUUUCUCACGCUGCCAUUUUUGGGUGGCAUUUCAGCCGAAGUCUGCGAGAAAAGUCCACAUAACAGCCCACAUAAUUUUUUGGACGAAAAGUCCACAUAAUUUUUUGGACGAAUGAUGUUAAAUUUGCUUUGGAAAUGGUUAGUUUAUUUUCAAAAUUAGGUUAUUUAAUUGUCUGCAUUGGUUAACGAGAAUUAGAUGCCACCCAAAAAUGGCGGAUUUUCAUCAUCUUGAGAAAGGCUAUAAUUGGAAAAAAACAUUGGGGCCGGUUGUAUAAAAAAGUGUGGAAAAGUUGUGGAAAAGUUAAGCAAUCAGAAUCGUGCAUUUUAUAGUGAACUACGAAACGGGCUGUUAUUAUAAAACGUAGUUUCGUGUUUUAUAUGCAACCGGCCCCUGGAGUGUAAAUUACAUGCCAUUAUUCAUAGUGAAGUCUAAACUACUGUGGAUACUUUAUUUAGCUCUUUAUACUUGAAUGAAUAUUUUUAGGUAAAGGAUGGAUAAAACAAAUGCUCUUCAGUACUGCAUUAUUCCCUUCAAUGAUUUGUGGAACAGCGUUCUUGAUAAAUUUUGUCGCUAUUUAUUACCGUGCAUCAAGGGCGAUUCCUUUCACGUCCAUGGUAAGUAAAUGUUAUUGGAGUUUCAAUUUGUUUCCUCUGUAUUAGGAUCCUAGUAAAAAAUGGUUGUAUUAUCGAAAUUUUUUUGUACUGUAGAAGUUAGGGGGCUAGUAUUCCAAAGGUCGUAGGUUCGAUUCCCACCGUGGCCAGGCAUAUUUUUCAAGCUUGCCCGGUGUGGAUAUACACUCAGAGUAACAUCACAAGCAUCACUGUAGAAGUUAGUUAAUAUUAAUUGUAUGUUUUAUCUAGCUCUCGGUCGCAGCUAUAUGUUUGUUUGUUAUUCUUCCGUUAAAUCUUGUUGGUACUGUCCUGGGUCGUAACAUGGCUGGUACACCUGAUUAUCCAUGCCGGAUAAACACCGUGCCGCGGCCAAUUCCCGAGAAGAAAUGGUAAUUUUCUGAUUUUAUUUUGAUCUUAAAAUGGAUAAGAAUAUACAGCUGAUUCAAAAAAGAGGUUGUCGUCCUUCCAAACUCUAAACCUUAAACCUAAGCGCGAAAAGUGCGAUGGGAACGCUCUCCAUAGUAAAUAUUAGCUGUAUGCAAUUAUGACAAGUCUUUCUGACUGAAUAAAGCAAACACUGCGUGUUCGCAUUGCCCUUUUCACGCUUAGAGUUUUAAGGUUUAGAAUUUUGAAUAGCCUGCGUGUCAGGCUCUAUGCUUGAAAUAGAGCAUGCUACUGAAGUCGAUGAAAAGUGGACAGUCGUUCGGAUGCACGAAAAUAACAAUCAUUCAAAACGGCGAUUGUUAAUUAGAUUAUCAAAGCUAAUUUAAAAUAUGACAAUAUUCCUUUAGAUUUGGAUUCGUCAACGAAUAUUGUUUACGGAAAAGCAUGUUUAACAAUCGCUUUAGAACUACUUUUUCGGUAACCCCCACCCGCAGAAAAAAAGGCUUAUAAACCCAGUUUAUAUGAUAUUUGUCUAGAAUAUGGUAUUAAAGACGUUAAAUUCAUCUUUAUUUUAUUUUUUGAAACAACUAAACAAAUCAAAACAUUUUCCUGCCAAAACUUACGGUUGCCAGUAAGAGUUCAAACUGCUUGUUUUCUUAGCUUUUUCGAUGAAAUCUGUGUUGGUAACAAGUACUUAUUAAUAUUUCCAAGACUUCUUAUUCUUAAAAAUGAUCAUAACGACCUUAUAAACGUGUAAAAAAGUUUCAAAUUCGAGUCUGUCAAAUUGACAUACGGGAAACCGGUCCGGAUACGGGAAAAUACAGACCACGGUCCGGAUACGCAUUUUACGGACCGCACGUCGACCAAUCAGAAUCCAGGAUUCUGCAAAGCCAUAUAAUAAUAACGGUUAUUGACCGUGUUUAUAGACAGCAAAGGCAGUAAUUAAUGCGGCCAAAAGUACAAUUACCAGUACGAAAUAUCAUAUUAUGUAAACAACAACUUGAUAUUAUCUUAUAAGGCAAGGCUAUUUAUUUCUGACCAAUGGGAAUUUUGCGUACGAUUCGUACGCAUAAAUCCACUUUUUAUUAACUUCAGUAGCAGGCUCUAUUUCCAGCAUAGAGCCUAACACGCAGGCUAAGCCUUUUUUGAAUUAGCUGUAUGUACUCUUAUCCAUUAUAUAUAUGUAUUCGUAUUCUGAUCACUUUUGCCAUUCAAGGUUUACAGUAGGCAUAAUUUGUGUGGGCAACAAAUUAUUGCUUCGUGAGUACCAUGCUAUUAAAAGCCCUAUAUAGAACGUGUUUUUGAAUUACGCGCCCUUAACCUUUUAGUACACGUGAUGUUUGGAAAUUUGCCAAGUUCGACUCGCCCCGGCGGCUCGUCCAAUUUUGGCAAAAUUUGCAAACAUCACUCGUACUAUUAAUCCCUAAUUGUACUCGCCAUCGCAUGAUUACCUAUACUAAUACGUCUAUUUCAUUUUAGGUUCAUGGAGCCAGCAAUAAUUGUUUGCCUUGGUGGAAUAUUACCAUUUGGAUCGAUCUUUAUUGAAAUGUAAGAGAAAUGUAUUGGGCUACGUGCGGUAUGAUAAAUCAGGGACUACAGGGUGCGACAAUGGACCAUUUGCAUUAUAGGCUAAAUUUUGAUCUUGACAAAAAUUUCAUCACAGCUUGAAAGAGCAUCACAAAAUUAGUAAUAUUCCAAAGUUUCGUUGCGAAAUGUUGUAAAAUGCGGAUAAUAUAGCCUUGCGAAAUUUGCAAUUUUCAGUCAUUUUGUAUUACAAACGGGAAAUUGAUGCCCCAACACCCGAUUGGGCUGUCAAUUUCCCGUGCGUAAUACAAAAUGACUGAAAAACGGCAAACUUCGCAUGGCUAUAUUAUCCGCAUUUUACAACAUUUUGCAACGAAACUUUGGAAUAUUACUAAUUUUGUGAUGCUCUUUGAAGCUGUGAUGAAAUUUUUGUCUAGUUCAAAAUUUAGUCCAUAAUGCAAAUGGUCCAUUCAAGAUUUUUAGUCGUACCUGACUGGUACUCCAAUGAUUAUUGCCGCGUACUUGAGCUGGUACAAACAUAAAACUUUAAAAUGAAGUACAUGAAGUUCUGUACAAAGUACAAAGGGUUCUGAAAGGUUUCAUUCAGUAACCUGAAACUACGAGUUAGAACAAGAAGGACGACAAUUUCCUAUACAAAUAUUAUCGAAAAUCGACUCCAACAUUUCUUAGUCCCAUCAGUCCAAUAAUUUUUCAUGUCAAGACAUGUUAGACGUACUCAUUUACCGAAUCGAAUUCAGUUUUGAAUACCUACCUUGGGCUUGUAAAGGUCAUAUGAUACCUACGUGUUACUUGCUGAAAACAAAGAAGUACCAGACUGUAAUAUUGGCGUACCUCCUGUACGUAAGUACGCGAUUUAUCGCACUCUGGGUCACUAUUUUAACAAUAUACAACAAUAUCGUCUUGCAGCUGUGAUAUAUAUGGCAUGUUUUCAUUUCAGGUACUUCAUCUUCACCUCUUUCUGGGCAUACAAGAUCUAUUUCGUGUUUGGUUUCAUGUUUUUGGUAUUCUUCAUCUUGAUCAUUGUGACGAUGUGUGUUACCAUUGUCUGUACAUAUUUCUUGCUUAAUGCGGAGGACUAUCGUUGGUAAGAACAAAUACCUUGAUUGUUUCAUGGAAUUAGAAAUAGUAUUACAUUUGUUUAAACUUCUGAGAAACAAGUUUCGAAUUAUUCAAUGUUUGCAAAAUAUAGAAAAUAUUAAAUAAUUUUGUGUUUUUAAUUUAAAUCAAGGAUCACUCAAGAGGUUUUUGAUAAUAUUUUUUUUUUCUCCCUAUAAAAACCUCUUGAGUGAUCCUUGAUUUAAAUUAAAAACACAAAAUUAUUUAAUAUGAACAGAGGUGAAAGUUUCAGAAAAGCAAAUAGAAAAUAUUGCUUGAUUGUUUGGUUCAUGCUUACAUGUUUUGGUUCAUGCUUAUAUGUUUUACAAUGUUUGGUUCAUGUUUACAUAAUGAUUUUCGUACAAAUAUCUCGCAAUAUCUGCUUGUCUGAAAAGAACUUUGAAAUCUUCUAAUAAAUCUACGUUCACAAACAAAAUUCCACUGAAUAUUUAAAUAUUUUACCUAAAACAAAAUUGAAACCUGUUGGAAAGAAAUUUAUAGGAACCAGUCUUCGAGAAGCUCGCUGACAUUAUUCGAUCGGCGAUUUUACUAUGAACAACAUGAUUUCCCAUUUGCGGAAUAUGUACAGUACAUGUUUGGCAUUGUAUUACAAGGAAAUGCUCAAUCAUAUAUGUAUCGGAGGUUUGGUUUAUUUUAUAGGCAAUGGACAUCGUUCUUAUCAGCGGCAUCGACGGCUGUUUAUGUGUAUUUCUACUCUUUCUAUUAUUUCUUCUUUAAGACGAAGUAAGUUUUUGUUAUUUUCAUCAUAGAUAAAGGUUAAGUUACACAGGUGAGUUUAUAUCAAUGUUAAAUUUUUACUUUUUACAGGAUGUAUGGAUUCUUCCAAACGACAUUCUAUUUUGGAUAUAUGGCUCUAUUUAGCAUGGCUCUUGGAAUACUUUGUGGUAUGUUCACAACGUUUGUCAGGUCUAUCAACAUCUAAACAUGAAUUAAGUUUCUCAGUAUACGUAGUGUUUAGAUUUCAGCGACCAAACAGUAAGAGAGGAUUGUAUUUCGUCUGGCAGGCUGUUCCGUAGGAGAACAGUGCUAUUGAAAAAUAGAUUUUGGAAAUACUUUGUGUGUAAUAGAGCAAGUAAUGAGUCGGGAGAAGUGCGCAUUUUAAACAUUUAAAGUGCGGUAAAUAUUUGGUAGCCGACAGUCCGACACAAAUCAAGCAUUGUUUGUUUGUUUGUUUGUUUGUUUGUUUGUUUGUUUGUUUGUUUGUUUGUUUGUUUGUUUGUUUGUUUGUUUGUUUGUUUGUUUGUUUGUUUGUUUGUUUGUUUGUUUGUUUGUUUGUUUGUUUGUUUGUUUGUUUGUUUGUUUGUUUGUUUGUUUGUUUGUUUGUUUGUUUGUUUGUUUGUUUGUUUGUUUGUUUGUUUGUUUGUUAACCUUACCACAUCUCACUGUUUCAGGUACACUUGGUUAUGUUGGAGCCAGUGCGUUUGUUAAGAAAAUCUACUCGACUGUUAAAAUCGAUUAAGAAAUGAAACGUCACUGCUGGAAAAUAAACAUGGACUAAUAUUUUGCAGCCGUGAUUUUGGAACAAAAGGCGGAGUUGUAUAGUGUAACAUGUUUAACACUGUAAUUAGAAUUAAUUUCUUUUCAUUCUUAGUUACUAUGUACCGUACAGUAUAUGUGCACGAAUAUAGGUUGAAUGAACAAUUCCACCAUUUGGAGGACAAAGGACAAUGCUGAUCUUUAUUAUAAAGUGUUAAAUACGCACUAUAUCCUACAAAUGGCUAGAAUUCGCAUGUCAUUGUUAGCUAUAGGCUAAUAGGCUACAGAUCAAACUUUGGUUACACUUUUCAUUCUGGUACACAUUGACUAUACGGUCAAAGAUCUUACUGCAUGUCAACAUUACUUCAAGUCAAAAGUUGUAUAUAUAUGUUGGUCACUUCCAAACAAUUCCAUGGACAUAGUCAUCAAUUCCCUGGUCACAUUAUUGGAGAUAUUGCCAUAUGAUACGCGCAAUUUUUUCACAACAAUUUGCAACGUAGUGAAAAUUGUCUCGUGUAAUAAUGUGCCAUUAAUAUUUUCUGCUUGAGGUCCGGUGCAAGCCUUAAGGUCCUGACACACUGGACGCGAUUCGACAACGCGACGCGAUUUUUCGAUUUUCACUGAUGUAUAACUUUGAUCCUAGUUUAAAUUUUCCAAAUAUUUAGAAGCGCUAUAACAUUUUAAGUUAUUUGGUCUACAUAUCUUUCAACAUUUGCUCUCAUUGGCUGUUUUAUUAACUUUCAAAAACUAAAAAAUCGCGUCGCGUUGUCGUCCGGUGUGUCUGGACCUUUAUACUGUAGAAAACAAAUACUCGAAUUGGUAACUGUUUCCUGAUUGAUAAGUGGAUUCUUCUAUGGAACUAAAAUAUAGCUUCUGAUCCGAGACUGUCGCGAAGAAUCUAUUAUACACAUGCGUUUGGUAAUAUAUCAUGGGUAUGGAAGUGAGGUCAAAAGUCGAUGUGUUUCAUAAUGAAUACUACUACUUACCAUAAGGUUGAAUUGAUUUGUUAGAAUGUGAAACCAACGGAUGUAGAAUUGAACUAAUGCAUGACCAAUAAACAUGCACCUAGCUUAUUGACGUAAGUUUGUAUUUGAAUUAAUGAAAAACUGUAGACAAAGUGUAAAUUCGUCUUAUAAUGAUUGUUGAAAUUUGCAAUAUUGUGAAACUUUACUAUUUUUGCUGUAGGUAGGGGUCGACAUUAGCCUCCUCCGCAGGCAUCUCUAUAGGUAUAAUAGCCUGCGAAUGGUUUGUUUGAGGUCGAAAUUAACAUGUUUCUAUUAUACAAUUGUAGUGUUCCUG